AGAUACGUGUCACCCAGUGUAUUCCAGAUUCCGUAUCACUCAUCACCUAUCGCCAGUAUUUGUCUUGCGCGUGUAUGCAAAAAGCUGGAGGUUUUUAUAUCAUAAUAUCUUAUACGAGAAUCGACAAAUAUGACGGCAUUAACAGUAUUACAUAAAUUUUGGAUGGAAUAUGCGAAAAAUACACCUAAGAAACUCAAAAUCAUCGAUGCGUACUUAUUGUACGUGUUUCUUACGGGUGUUAUUCAAUUUAUUUAUUGUUGUCUUGUCGGCACAUUUCCUUUCAACAGUUUUCUCAGUGGUUUCAUAUCCUGUGUGUCCUGCUUCAUUCUAGGAGUUUGUCUUCGAUUGCAAGUUAAUCCACAAAAUAAAAGUCAAUUUCACGGUAUAAGCCCAGAAAGAGGAUUUGCAGACUUUAUUUUUGCACAUAUUAUUCUACAUAUUGUUAUAAUGAAUUUUAUUGGGUGAAAGGUAUACAGAUAUGUUAUUAAAGCAAAUAAACAUAUUACUUAUUAUGUUAAAAAAUAAGUUGUAUUUCUGAUAAUUAUUCUGAUAUAUUAUCAUGUUUUUUUUGUAUUUGUGAUUAUAAUUCAUAAUUAUUUAAUAAAAUUAAUGAAAAUAA
This is a messenger RNA of Cataglyphis hispanica, 619 nucleotides long. RefSeq names its product dolichyl-diphosphooligosaccharide--protein glycosyltransferase subunit DAD1 (gene Dad1). Gene Ontology annotation, biological process: protein N-linked glycosylation. Bases 130 to 465 code for a protein of 111 amino acids. The record is from RefSeq and is a predicted model, not a curated record. The transcript is spliced from 2 exons. Gene Ontology annotation, cellular component: membrane; oligosaccharyltransferase complex. Lineage: Eukaryota; Metazoa; Arthropoda; Insecta; Hymenoptera; Formicidae.